Molecule: messenger RNA, 3523 nt
Organism: Planococcus citri (citrus mealybug)
Lineage: Eukaryota; Metazoa; Arthropoda; Insecta; Hemiptera; Pseudococcidae
Exons: 2
Coding region: 129-1916 (595 amino acids)
Biological process (GO): G protein-coupled receptor signaling pathway; cell surface receptor signaling pathway
Cellular component (GO): membrane
Molecular function (GO): G protein-coupled receptor activity
Source: RefSeq, a predicted model, not a curated record
CGGAUUAUCCGUUUAUAUUUUUUCAGUCGUUUGUGUAUUUUAUACUUCGAAAUAGAAAGUAAUCAUUGAUCGAAAAUGAAGUAAUAGGAUUUUCUAGUACCUAUUCUUUUUUUUUAUAACUGACGAGUAUGUAUUGGACCUACGCGAUUUUCUUCCUAUUUAUUUCCUCAGUUACCGCAGGAGAAUCCUCCAAUGUUCCCGCCACUAAUACCGAGCUCAUUCAAAAGUACAAACAGGAAAUAUGUCAGCUAAAGGAUACAUGCGAUGUUAUAAAAGAAAUCCCACCAACGCUUCAAGAUUUAAGAACGAGAAAUUGCAUGUGCGAUGACAAAUGCCAUUACUACAAAGAUUGCUGUCGUGACACAAAUCGAACCGAAGAUGACAUAGGGGUACAAUUUCUCUGCACCAAGACUCCGUUCGAUGGAGAUGUCUACAUGAUUCAAUCAUGCCCCAAAGAAUGGAACGUCACGUCUAUCAAAGAGAACUGCUUGGCUCAAAAUCCUGUAACUCUGUCCUACGACAUUCUCCUUAAACUACCAGUAACCAGCACAUCAAAUGGAGUCACGUACGGUAAUGUGUUUUGCGCUAUUUGCCACGAAGAAACCAAAUAUGAUUUUUGGAACGUUGGUUUCACAUAUGAGUUCAUUAAUGUUUCUUCCACCUCACUCAAUAGCGACGAUAGAUCCAUCGAUGUUAAAGAUAUACUCGAUAAUCUAAGUUUCAACGAAACAGGAGAGAUGAUUUGGAGUUCACAAGUGAAAGAAUCAUUCUAUCGAUGCAAUUUACAAGCAAAAUUACCAUCUAGAAUAACUUCUCUUCGGUAUUGCGUGCCAGAUGUGAUUCGAUCGUGUGCAAAUGGUACCAUAUGCGAAGGGUAUUCUUCAUAUGUUUAUAUCGGCGACACAGUUUACAAAAAUUCGGAAUGUGCUGAAUGCAACGACAUAAAGUCGAACGAAUUAAAAGGCUGUUCUCAAACUACAAAAAUAUCCGACGAAAAUGUGACUGAAAUCCUCAUAACGGAUUCAUCUGUACCAAAAGUUCCUCAUUGCGAUGAUUUUCCAGUGGACACCCCAGCUCAAAACCUGAUUUGCAAGAAACAAGACCACACACCUGAAGAGACUUCAACAGAAGAAUGCUACUUUCUGCAAAAAUCAAAGAAACCAUUCUGCUACAUCAAUAAAUUUUACCAUCUAACAAACCAGGAAUUCUAUUACGUGAAUAACGAGACCGUUUUCGUUAAAGAAUACGAUUGGGAAUUUCCCGAGUACGAAUGGGCAGCCUUAAACAAUACUACAAUAUACGUUUGCGGUCGACAAAUUCCAAAGACUCGGUAUCAACGCAUCAUGGACUACAUAAACGAUCUAAUCACCGAAAUACUCAUCAAAAUAUCCAUCGUCUGCGUCGUUCUCCACUUGCUGGCAUUCUGGCAAUUACCCGAAUUGCGAAAUUUAUCGGGUAAAAACUUGGCCUCCUUUUGCGUAGCCUUAUUAGCGGCUUUUUUAUCGUACGAUAUCGGACCCUGGCUACCAUCAUGCGAAACACUCGCUAUCCUAACGCAUUACAGUUUUUUAAGCUGUUUCGCUUGGAUGCUGAUAAUGUCUUACGAUGUUUGGUUCACUUUAUACAGAGCGACCUCCCAAUCUCGCACAUCAGCUGGAAAUCAUCGAAUAACCUUUCUCAUUUACUCGAUACUUGCUUGGACCUUACCCUUAUGCGUAGUUGGACCCGCUGUUUACGUAGAAUUUGCUCCCAGCAACGUUGUAAGUUGCGACCUUAAACCAGCCUAUGGUAAAUUUGACCAAUGCUUCAUCGCGCAAAAAAUGCCUUUCAUUUAUUUUUUUUUCAUACCAGCGACGACGAUAUUUUUCAUAAAUAUUUGUUUCUUCGCGCAUACAGCUUACCGUAAACUGGGGUAACAUUGAAAUCGCGGGGUAACAUUGAAGGGUGCGGUUUUUCAUCAUAUUAUGCUCCAUGGCGGUGGAACUAUGAAGUAUGGAACAAUUCUGACACCGGGAAUGGAUAGAGUACACUUUGGCGAUUAUUUUUCCUAUUUUAUCAUUUUCAACUAGUGGUUCCAACACCAGUGAAAAAGCAAGCGAAAAAAAGUGCUGUUUUUAUCAAUUUUAAUUAACAUGAAAAGCUUGGUGUCUGGAAUUUUGAAUAUUCAAAGAACGAGUCAAGUGACAUUAUAGAUGUGUUGGUACAUCUCCCGACUAUAAAUUAGCGCAUUUGUUCAUGUGCGAAAGUUGUUCCCUGAGGAGUAAAAAAAUAAUAUUCAAACUGGGGUAACUUUGAAGUCUAUAAAAAAAUCAUGAAAUUUUGGUAAAAUUGGACGAAAAUGCAUGAAAAUGCUUGUAAACUUGUUAAAAACGAUGUGAAAACUUGAAAAACAGCUCUAAAAUCAUUAAAAAAUCAUAAAAUUGGAUCAAAUUGGCCAAAAUGCAUGAAAAACGCCUGAAAACUAGAAAAAUUCCAAAUUAUCAUUUUGGAGCACUCUUUCAUAAAUUCAAUUGUGAAUAUGGAUCAUUUUGUAAGUACUUGACGCGUAUAAAGUGACCAAAAAGUGAAUACUCAUGUUUUUGAUAAUUUUUGACCUUGAUUGAAGCACAUUUCAAGGGGUCUUCAAAGUUACCCCAAACGCUGGGUAACUUUGAAGGGCACUUCUUUUGGCUCUUGCGCUUGACAGGAAAAAGGUAGGCAACUUCUGUAACCGCCAAAACGUAGUGCUGACAUAGCUUUAUCAAAAGCACCACACACAUUUCCCCUACCUCCGCCAUUCAUACCUCUAAACAUAAAAAAUACUGAAAAAUCCUUCAAUGUUACCCCAGUUUACGGUAUAUGAUUUAUCUAACUCAACGUAACACUGUUAAUCCGAAUACACGAAGUGAAUUCCUAUUGUGCAUCAGGUUAGGAUUGCUAAUAGGUCUAACGUGGACUUUAGGAUUUUUCGUUACUGUCACGAGCAGCGAAAUUAUCAGCCUCUUAUUCAAUGUUUUCAACAUGUCGCAAGGUAUUUACAUAUUUUUCGGAGUCACUUUCAAAAGAAAAACUGCUAAAGGUUUAUUACAACUUCAUAGAGAUAAUAAAUUUGUAAGCUUUACUCUUUCGACGUUUGUAUCGAACGCUGACAUGAGCAGCACCGCUGCAUCCGAAAAUAAUUAGGGGCAUUGUUGGAUACCUCCAAAAAUGUUGGACCCAAAAAAAGUUUACCCCACCCCAGCUUUGAAUAAAAAAACUUGAUACUACUCAAAAUAAUAGGUAUAUUAUAGAAGAAACACGAGUCUCACCACGUGAAUUUUUUCAAAAAUUUUUGGCCUUCCAGGGGGGGGGGAUAUUGACCAAAGAAAAUUUGAAACCGAUCUUUCUUUUUGAAAGAUGUGUCGAUGUCGUAAACUUUCGACUUAUUUUGUGCUUUUUUGCACUAUUAUUAGGUACCAAUACAUGCGUGUUCUGAUCACCCUGCACAUUAUUUUAAGCAUACACAGUUACAUUUUAAGAAUUUUUAUUAAAUUAUUCAUCUUUA